Messenger RNA from Penicillium egyptiacum, 3882 nucleotides. The record is from the annotation of a GenBank genome assembly. Lineage: Eukaryota; Fungi; Ascomycota; Eurotiomycetes; Eurotiales; Aspergillaceae.
AUGGAGAGCUCUGAAACAGCCCGGCCGCUGCUGCAGCGCCCAGAUAGUUCUGGCAUUGAUGUUUUAGAUUUCUCUUUUAGCAAGCCCGCCUCACACAAGCCCUCGUACUCGCGAAACCUGACCAAGCAACCUACCAUCCCCCAUCCUGCAAUUGAGAAUGCCCAAUCUUCAAGAGAACCAAUGGGAGAGGGGGCAGGUCGCAACCAUCAAGUGAUCAGGUCAGACACCCCUCUCAAUCCUCGCAGCCUUGGGAAAGAAGGAAUUCCCAAGGAACCAAUCCCCGCGAGACAACAUUUGCUUUCUCAGCCACCAAGGCGACUAUCCGCAGCAGCUGAACCAAAUAAAGACAGCGGCAAUCGGCCGACGACUGGAGAUCUAGGGCAACAGAGUUUCGGACAAGAACAGGCGGUGAUUGCCUCACUGCCGAACGAGCCCACCGGGGCUGAUGGCCCCAGAGAGACUAUCAGCCCUACAGGAAGGGCCGUUGACCCGAGUCAAGAGCGUGUUAUUGACAUUGAAAAGACGGAUGAGGUUAACUCUGCCUUACCCGAGUCAACUCAGGUGCAACAUCAUCACAGUGAGAGGCAAGAGAUUCUGGAGAACCCAUGCUCUCGUGUGCCUCUCAAGCCUGUACACAAUCAGCUUCAAGCGUCGAAGCGACGCCGUGCCUCUGAGAAGGACGCAUCUUCGAAGCAGCAGGCACCUCUCGCUGGUGGCAAGGACGGCGUUCAGCUCAAUGAGGAUGAUCUAUUCGAGCUUCUCAUCACAAAGAUGAGACAGCGAGAGGAAAGUGAGCAAGCGGCCGCAGUUGUCCAACGGCAACUCACGAAUGAGAACAUAGCCUUGAAGGAAGAGAAUCUUAAUCUGCAAGACCGGCUCAAAAAAUGCCAAGCACAGCUCGCCAAAACAUCAUCCGAGUCAAGAUCUCAGCGCGCACAAAUAGAUAAGUGGAAGGCGAAACUUGGCACAUUCAAAGGUGUCCUCAACGAGCUGGGUCGUGAGUAUGGCGCAGUCCGGGAGCAAGCCAAAGAGUUGAAAGAAGCGAGUAUGUCUCUUGAUAAAGAGAAAAGCGAGAUCCAGCACAGUUUGGACAAUAUCAAGUUGAGAGUUUCGAAUAGUGCAGAAACAAUUCGAGACCAGCGCGAGAGGCUUUCAAUUUCCGAUGGAAUGGUUGCCAGCUUGAGAGAAGCCUUGGACGAUUCAGAGAAAAGAGCCGACGUAAUCAAGACCCAGCUAUCCAACGAGAAAAAGCGCAUCACGACUUUAGAAGCCUACAUCCAAAAUGAGUGUCAGAGCCAGUCACGAUACUUAGCCCUUGUCAGAAACGACCAGCGCAAGAUGGCUGAAAAACUUGACUCUGCCUGCGAGCUGUUCACCACAUCUUUCUUCAAGUCCCAGGAUAAUAUCCUGUCAAAACUGAGUCCGGCGCUUGAACAUUGUCUCACUUCAGUUCAGGGGUUGGAAGAACAGUGCUCUGCCGAGACUAUGAAUGUCCAAGGCUUCACCAAUAGCGUUCAUGAGGCAACAUCUCGUUUCAGCUCCUUGGCUGGGCAGGUUACAAGCGACGUCGACCGAAGCACAGAAAUGAGCAAAAAUGUGUUCCAAGCCCUCCAAGAAGCCCUUCAAGCGCUUGAAGGCAACCUCGGUCCGCAUUCGUCAAUUUUCAAGCAGCUUGCUAAUAGUGAGAGUUGCUAUGGGAAUCUGCAACAGCAGCUUCAGAUCGUUGAGCCAAUGCUCGACACUCUCGGUGGUUCUAUCAAGGCUGUGGGAAUAACAGAGGCGGAUCUUGUUCGGGGGUUAGAAACCUUCGGUCAGAAGCUCUCCGAAGCUCGAAUCCCAGCAGGAAACCCUGUUCUAGAGCAGGAGGUUUCCAACAAAUUCGCUGAAAAUACGCAGUUACAACUUCAACUGCAAGAGGUCUCGAUUGAGGUUGAGUCACUUCGAAAACAACUUGCCAACAAAUCAUCUGAGAACCAACAUCUUCAGCAUGCUUUGACUGAGACUGUUUCUAACGAACAAGCAUCUAAGAGUCAAAAUUCUCGGCUGGAAAUUGAGAAGACAGCCUUGCGGGGUGAGCUUCAAUUGCUCGAGCAAAGAGUCCGAGAAGAGUUGGGCGCCGCAAACAUCAAAUUGCAGGAUCAGAUGAAAGCUAAAUUUGAAGAACAAGUCCAAGGUCUUGAGACAGAAAAGGCGAAGCUGGAAACAGACAUCAACAACCUCCAGGAGCAGCUUGCAAAUGUCCGAAGCUCUUUGACCGAAACCGAAAGGACAGCCGAGGACGAGCGACUGGAAAGAGCCUCUAUGGAAUCACAGAAACUAAUCGAGGAGCUGGAUAUGGCUUGCUCAAGAUACAACACAGAGGCCAAAGCUUUUGAGGCUGAAUCAAACUUAUUGAAAAGCUCUGAAGCUGGUCUCUUGGCGGAAAAGGAGAGGCUCCUUGAACAGCUUGAACAAGCAAAAGGGAAUGCCAGGGAUCUUGAAGCCAACCUAGGGCUGAAGACCGAGUCUGUAGCGCUGAAAGAGAAAGCAAUACAGGAAGCGAAAAAGAGGACCGCGGAGCUAGAGUUGGAGACAGCCCAGAAGACUGAAGAGCUUGCAGAAACGAAAGAAAACCUCGCCAUGCUCAAAUCACGCUCAUCGGCUUUGGAGAAAGUAGGGGAGGAAGCUGAUGCUGAAAUAAUUUCACUCCUCCGCCGGGCCCAAGAGGCUGAAAGCUGGCAAGCGACCAUAAGAGAAGGGUUUGCGAAGGUGAUCGAGGUGUACCCUGACGAGCCUUUCGAGCAAACAUGGCAGAAACUGGAAGACAUCAUUCAGUCCUCGCUUGCUCAGCCGUCCAUGACUGGCGAUACGUCUUGCACCAAGCCUCGCGGCACAGGGAAUAUGGAGGCGACUAAAUGCAGCAAUCUUUUGGAGCCAACAGAGGGAAAACAUGGUAAUCUCUUCGAGACCAAUGAGUCAAACAAGGGGGCUCUCAAGACUGCGGGAAACAUACAGACGGAGGGACCUCUAGCACCAAAGAUUUGUAGCCCCCCGAAGGCUUUCAAACAUGGUGAUUGUGUUGACGCUCUACCGAGAUUCACUGCUAGUCACGGUCAUAUCGUUCCGUUCUCAACUCUCCAUGACAGACUUUCACGGGAAAAUAGUCUGCCACUUUUCAAUGAUCCAGCUGAGCUCGAAAUGCUCUUCAUGUCAACUCCGGAUCUCCCGUUGGCGCCAGAUGAUGCUUCCAAAAAAGCCCAAGGACACCAAAGGCCUCCAGUUGAGCCUCUGGAAAUGAGUCGAGACCUCAAUGAACCUAAGCCUGCUCUCAGGAUGCAACGUGGCAGCGCCGAUGACAGCAAAAGCGAAAGGCCGCAGACGGCUCUUGAAAGGAUGGACAGUUCGUUUGUCGACAAAUCCGCAGAGAAUGAACAAUUUGACACCAAGCGUAAAGUAGUCAGCUUCGAGGGAGCGCGUGUUAUCACCCGAACAGAGCUUGGCAGAACUCGACGAGUGUCAGACGCAACCGACAACAGCUCUGGAAGAGAGUCCGAAAGUAAAGGAGUAAAGAGAACGCAACAACGGACUUACAGCCGUCUUCGCCAGUCUGUGGCACAGGAGGAAACUUCAAUUGAGACGACUACAGACAUGCAGCCUACCAACAAAGCUUUGCUGAGAAAGUCUCAGCAUGGCAAAAUGGACAAGACUGAGCACUCUUCAAACCCGAACCCAAGGCCACUGAAGAGACCACGAAACACAGCCGAUGGCCCGGAGCGACGACUGAGUCCGAAGGGUUUGGCUUCAGGUAGCAGCAGGGGAAACACAGCCGGCCAAGCUAGCACUAUGCGAGGCCGAGGUAGGCGCCGCACUCGAGGUAAGAUGUCUGAUGCUUUCUUAACGUAG